Messenger RNA from Diachasmimorpha longicaudata, 1437 nucleotides. It is a transcript of the gene O-fut1, whose product is annotated as GDP-fucose protein O-fucosyltransferase 1. The record is from RefSeq and is a predicted model, not a curated record. The transcript has 6 exons. Gene Ontology annotation, molecular function: peptide-O-fucosyltransferase activity. The coding region runs from base 148 to 1368 and encodes 406 amino acids. Lineage: Eukaryota; Metazoa; Arthropoda; Insecta; Hymenoptera; Braconidae. Gene Ontology annotation, biological process: protein O-linked glycosylation via fucose; Notch signaling pathway.
AUUGCGAUAGUUAAUAAGUCCAGAGAAAUGCCUGAUAAUGAGAUUUACCGAAAUAAAAAUAUUUUCCCGGUCCUCUGUUCGUAUUAUACUGUACAUAAUUUUCUAUAUUCCCUGCACCUUCGUAAGGGUCUGUUGCUAUAGCAACUGAUGCCGGUGGACUUGUGUCUAUCAGUUGUUUUAUUGUUGUUUUCCACAUGCCAUCCAGUGCUCACGAUGAAAGCAUUUUCCAUUGUUUUUUUAUUGUUUAGUUUAACUGGUGAUAUAUUGUCUAAUCAUGUCGAUGUCGACAGCAAUGGGUAUAUAGUUUAUUGCCCCUGUAUGGGACGAUUUGGUAAUCAGGCAGAUCACUUUCUGGGGGCUCUUGGCUUCGCCAAAGCCCUCAAUCGAACAUUUGUCAUUCCUCCCUGGGUGGAAUACAGGACUGGAGAAGCUACUUCUAUGCAAAUCCCUUAUGACACAUAUUUCAACGUAACGGAAUUAGAGAAAUGUCACAAAGUUAUUUUAAUGGAGAAAUUUAUGGAGGAGCUGGCACCCCUAGUGUGGCCAGAUACACAAAGGAUAUCGUUUUGUUACUCACCCCGUGGGAGCAAAGACACCUGCAACGCCAAGGAAGGGAGCCCUUUCGGUCCCUUCUGGAACAGAUUCAAUGUUGACUUUGUAAAUUCUGAAUUCUACGGUCCCUUCCACUACGACGUGCAUCACACUGAUAUAGCAAACCAGUGGAAGAGAAAAUAUCCACCAGUUUCCUGGCCAGUAUUAGCCUUUACUGGUGCCCCAGCAAGUUUUCCCGUGCAACUGGAGAAUAAAUAUCUCCAGAAAUGCGUUGUGUGGAACGACGAAUUGCAGAACAAGGCGAAGAAAUUCAUAAAAGAGACUUUACCCAAGGGUGCCUUCAUUGGAAUCCAUCUUCGAAAUGGAAUGGACUGGGUGAGGGCCUGCGAGUUCAUCGCAAGCACCCCAAAUUUAUUUGCUGCCCCCCAAUGUCUCGGAUACAGAAAUGAGAGAGGGAAGGCAACUCCGGGGAUGUGUCUGCCUUCUUGGGAGCUCAUUCUGAAGCACAUCAAACGUGUAAUUCGGAAUGGGAAGAAUGUAAAAUCAGUUUUCGUAGCGUCUGAUAGUAAUUAUAUGAUUGAAGAUCUCUCAAAAGCCCUGUCUAGGAUGGAAAUCACAGUUCAUAGACAGCCUGACCCAGUGUCUCCCCACCUGGAUCUAGCGAUUCUAGGAAGAUCCAAUUAUUUCAUAGGAAACUGCAUUUCAUCAUAUAGUGCAUUUGUCGCAAGAGAAAGGGAUGUCAAAGGAUAUCCGACAUUCUUCUGGGGAUUUCCUCCAGAGAGAUCAUCUACCUCACCAACACGAGAAGAAUUAUAAUACUCAUAUUCAUCCAUGCAAUUGUUAAUGUUAAAAACGAGAACAUAAGAAUAAAGAAUUUGCAAUUUC